This is a messenger RNA of Caenorhabditis angaria, 2057 nucleotides long. The record is from the annotation of a GenBank genome assembly. Lineage: Eukaryota; Metazoa; Nematoda; Chromadorea; Rhabditida; Rhabditidae.
AUGAAGAAUUUUCUACUUUUGUUAGCCACAAUUUUUUGUUUUUAUGUUGAAGGUGAGCUUUUCUUUACAUUUUUGAUCAAGGCGAGUCUCAUUUUCAAUAAAUAUUUAAGUAUCCUUCUAGUUUUUGGUCACUUGUGUAGCGUGUUUAACAGGUGCCCGGAAGAACAAUGAAAAGAAGAUUGAUUGGAUUUUGAAAAGAAGAUUCGGUUAUAAAAACAUUGAAUUAUUUCGCAUGAGAGCAGAGAAAAAUGUAGCCUAGUAACGGAAAAAAUGAACAGGGUAGCUUCGGCUGGUGAAUAUGUUUCCAAAAAUGUAGAUAGCCUAACUUGUCCCCCAGAUUCUGAAUUGACUUGAGCCAUGACUGCAAAAUCUCAAAUUUUUAGAAGCGCUCCUACUGUGACCAAAUUUUCAAUUAAAAUUAUUUUAGAACUUUUCAACGUUUCUGAAUUUGUUUGGCAAUUUCUUUCAUAAAUACAUGCAUGUUACCCUCCCGAAGAAAAAAAGGGCGGGGGGGGUCACAAAUUUUCCAUUUUUUCAGAGAAAUUUUGUUAAAAAAGUUUCUAGAUCAAUUUUUCGCGCUGAAAAUGCUGGAAUCACUUAAAAUGAGAAAUUCCAGCGUUUUCAGCGCAAAAAAAUGACCUAGAGCAAAAUUUGUGACUUCCCCUGAAGAAAAAAAAUGGAGGGGGGGGGGGCGGUCACAAAUUUUCCAUUUUUUUUCAGAUAAAUUUUGUUAAAAAAGUUUCUAGAUCAAUUUUCCGCGCUGAAAAUGCUGGAAUCACUUAAAAUGAACAAUUCCAGCGUUUACAGCGAAAAAAAUUGACUUAGAGAAAAAUUUGUGACAUCCCCUGAAGAAAAAAAUGGAGGGGGGGGUCACAAAUUUUCCAUUUUUUCAGAUAAAUUUUGUUACAAAAAGUUUCUAAAUCAAUUUUCCGCGCUGAAAAUGCUGGAAUCACUUAAAAUGAGCAACUCCAGCGUUUUCAGCGCAAAAAAUUGAUCUAGAGCAAAAUUUGAAGAAAAAAAUGGAGGAGGGGGGGGUCAAAAAUUGAUCUCACAUCAAUUUUUCCAGCCGGUUUUCAGGGGUGUGAGAAAAACGUAUGAGAAAAAUUGUGCGAGCAAAGUUCAGAAUCAGAUACACUACGUAAUAAUCCGUGAGAUUAUAAGUACUUUAGGGCUUCUAACAGAAAUGAGGAAAUAAAAUAUAACCGCGGAAAAAGUUCAGGGAAAUUGAGAAUUCAGAUAAUUUGAAACCAGAACUUCUUGUUCAAAUCAAAAUUCAAAAAUAAAAAUAUAAAUUUUUCACGUGAAAUAUUAGAAUGACACGUGCUCCAGAUCACAUUUUCAAAAAAAAAAAAUUGCAGGUUUCAUUCCCAAAAAACUGAUCAAAAAAUCGGAAGCAAUCGAUGAAAGUCUCUAUUCCCCGCGACAUUAUCGAUAUCUUGAUUCACACGAAGAAGAAGUCGAAACAGAUGGACAAAUAAUCGGAGAUCACACAAAUGCAUUCGAUGAUCCAAAUGGCAAACUCACCGAAUACAUCAAAAAUAAUUCGAGGAAACAUAUUCCAUUAAAAAGUCCGCAUUCAAGGAUGAAUGUCUAUGUUUCAGCGGGUUUAUAUCAAAUUGUUGAUUUGGUAAUCCUUUUUGAUCUUUGAUCUUCGAUGUCCUUUCAAAAAUAUUUUUGGUUUUUUUCAGGAUCAAAAAAACAAUCUAGCAACAGUCAGUGCAUACUUCGAUGUUCAUUGGUAUGAUGAAUAUCUGCUAUGGAAUUCAAGUGAUUUCGGAAACAUUGAGCGGAUUUUUGUGCCGAUUCGAUGGCUAUGGAAACCUGAAUUUUAUAUGUAUCACAGUGUUUAUGGAAGAGUUCCUGAUUAUGCGCCAGAUGCUGCUGCUGAAAUACAUCACACAGGUUUGUCUAUUUGAAAAAAAAUCUGAAUCUAAUUUGGAAAAACUUCAGGACGAGUUCGAAUGUUUGUUUCGAUAGCUUCCAAAAGUUUUUGUCCGAUUAAUUUCAAACGUUUUCCAUUUGACAACCAAACUUGCACAUUUUCAGUGAGUUUUUAA